Sphaeroforma arctica JP610 is the source of this 2862-nucleotide messenger RNA. RefSeq lists its product as hypothetical. Gene Ontology annotation, molecular function: metalloaminopeptidase activity; zinc ion binding; peptide binding. Gene Ontology annotation, biological process: proteolysis; peptide catabolic process. The record is from RefSeq and is a predicted model, not a curated record. The coding region runs from base 59 to 2815 and encodes 918 amino acids. Lineage: Eukaryota; Ichthyosporea; Ichthyophonida. The transcript has 13 exons. Gene Ontology annotation, cellular component: cytoplasm.
AACACGGUGCACGAAACUUGACACCACUUGCUGAAUUUGCACACAACCACAACACUCGAUGGACACUUCUAAACGCAGAGACCUGCCCCUUCUCGGUCUAGUCAUUGCUCUCUUUGUCGUGAUUGCCUCCUACUACGUCGCCCGACAACCUCCCGAAUACACUUGCGCCGAUAACAACAUGUGCGGUACCGCAGUCACCAGUAUGCCUGAGCGCUUCACGCUGCCAGAGAACGUUAAGCCAGUUCAUUACAACCUGAACCUGACCCCAGACCUGAUCAAUCAUGUAUUUACCGGAUUCGAAGAUAUCGAUAUCCUUAUCCAGGAGUCUACCGACACCAUCUCGCUCAACACCAAGGAGAUCGAGGUACAAUCCGCAUACGUGACGCUCGCCGAUUCCACACAGGUCAAGGCCACCAAGAUAGACUCAUCCUUGAAGGAUCAGAUCACUGUAUUCACCUUUGACCAGACCCUGAAAGCCCAAGAUGAUACCGUUUCACUGCACAUUGAGUUUACCGGUACGCUCAACGACAAGAUGGCUGGCUUCUACCGCAGUAAGUUCACUAACUCAAAGGGCGAAGAAGAGUUCAUGGCUGUAACACAGUUCGAGUCGACCGACGCUCGUCGCGCCUUCCCUUGUUGGGAUGAGCCCGCGCUGAAGGCUACCUUCUCCGUGACUCUAAACGUCCCCGCCAACAGAGUUGCGCUGUCCAACAUGGACCCUGUCUCCGACAAGGCUAUCGAGGGAACCGAUAUGCGCGAAGUUGUGUUUGACCAGACACCCAUCAUGUCAACCUAUUUGCUCGCCUUCAUUGUGGGUGAGUUCGAGUACAUCGAGUCCACUACCCGCAACAACAAGCGCGUGCGCGUGUACACCCCUGUGGGCCGCAAAGAAGAGGGUCGCUUCGCCUUGGAGGUGGCCUGUGAGACUCUGCCGUUCUUCGCAGAGUACUUCGACGCGGCAUACCCCCUACCUAAGGUGGAUAUGGUGUGUGUGAACGACUUCGCCGCGGGGGCUAUGGAGAACUGGGGCUUGAUUACCUACCGAUCUGUCCUACUGCUCUUCAACCCCAAGACCACCGCCGCUUCGUACAAGCAGCGUAUCGCGUACGUAGUUGGGCACGAACUCGCGCAUCAGUGGUUUGGUAACCUGGUGACGAUGGAGUGGUGGACACACCUGUGGCUCAACGAAGGCUUCGCCACUUGGGUAGGAUGGCUGGCUGUCGACCACAUCUUCCCGGAUUGGAAGGUUUGGGAGCAGUUCCUGCUCAACGAACAAAAGCGCGGAUUGACCCUCGAUGCGCUGCAGAGCUCACACCCCAUCGAAGUGGAGGUCAAAUACGCGUCCGAAAUCGACGAGAUCUUCGACGCCAUCUCCUACGCCAAGGGUGCCUCGGUCAUCCGCAUGUUGGCGGCGUAUAUUGGCCUGGAUGACUUCCGCACGGGCAUGCGUGCGUACCUGAAGAAGUUCACGUACUCCAAUGCGAGCACCAAUGAUCUGUGGGCGGCGUUGAGUGUGUCGAGUGGUAAGGAUGUGAAGAGUCUGAUGACCAGUUGGACCAAGCAGAUGGGCUACCCCGUGCUAACCGUGUCGGCCGAGAACCAGGGCGAGACCACUCAGAUCACCGUGGAGCAGGAGCAGUACUUGAGUACUGGCCGUCCCGACACCGCAGGCGAGGGUCUGUGGCAGGUUCCGGUCAACGUACUCAUCGACGGAGUGCAGGCUGGCAGUGACCAGCUUCUCAACGGCACUAUCAAGGGCACUUUUGACAGUACCAUCCCCAGUGAAGCCGCGUGGAAGCUCAACGCCGAGACGGCGGGUUUCUACCGUGUGAAGUACGACCAGGCGUUGCUGCCAAUGCUGCAGAAGGGUAUCAGCGACAAGACGUUCUCCGUGUCAGACCGCACAGGUAUCGUCAACGACAUGUUCGCCCUUGCUUCCGCCGGCUACAUGAGUACCACAGAUGCGCUGCAAGUACUGUCCGCCUACAAGGACGAAGAUGACACCACAGUCUGGGCCGAGAUCAUUGAGAACCUGGGCUGGCUCUCCUCUGUGUGGUACGCAGAGGAUGAACAGACACUCAAUCGCCUGCGUAAGUUCAAGCAGUCUAUGUACGGUCCCUUGGCGGCAAAACUUGGUUGGGAUAUCAAGGAAGGAGAAGGUCACCUUACCAGUCUAUUGCGCACCAGCGCUAUCCAAGCCGCUGGUAAUGCCAAGGUCCCUGAAGUAGUCGCAGAGGCCAACACGCGCUUCCAGAAGUUCGUCAACGGCGAUUCCGAGGCCAUUCACGCCGAUCUCCGCGGCGCUGUGUUCUCAAUUGUACUGGGCAAUGGAGGUGAUAAGGAGUGGGAACAGCUGGUGCAACUCACCGACAAGAUGGAGACGGAGGAGGAGAAGCUACCCAUUCUCAAAGCUCUCGGAUCAGGCAGCUCAGCGGCUCUGGUGGUGAAGACACUGGACUACAGUGUCAGUGGCGAGGUGCGCUCACAGGAUGUGCCCUUUGUCAUCCGCUCGUGUGGCGAGAACCCCACCGGAAGGGAUGAGACCUGGGACUACGUAAAGACUAACUGGGCUGCUUUCCACGACCGUUUCUCCGCCGGAAACUUCCUGCUGGGUCGCAUUGUGACGGCCAGUGCCGAAGGAUUCGCUUCCGAGAAGAGAGCCGACGAGGUGACCUCGUUCUUCGACGCCAACGGCACCCCUGCUAUUGAACGCACCAUCAAACAGAGCAUAGAAAGCAUUCGGGCACGAGCCGCUUGGUUAGAGCGUGACCGAGAUGGCCUGGAGAAAUGGCUGGAAGCAAAUGUCUCGAUGUAAUUUUUUAGUCUCAUACUUGCGAAUAAAAUUUAGCUGAAAUCAAUGAG